AUGAGUGACCAAGAUAUCGCCAAGUUGAAACUUCUCGCAGACAUUCAAAUUAAGCUGAGAAAGCUGUCACCAACCGACCUGCGCCGGCUAAUCAUGCAGCUGGCCGUAGACAGCAAUGGUUUGUCACCGGGGCAGAUUAUCCAAAAUAUUUCUGGCAAACUUAUCGAAGAAGCCUCCAUCACCGACCCAGAGUACAGGGCCACUCCGGACAAUGGCCACUGGGCAUGCAGGCGGUGCCGCAAAGAGUUGGUGAUUGGCAUGAGCUUUACCUGUCCCGCACAUCCUGGCUCGAUCGAGAGAGUUUCUUCCAGAAAGCAGGAUCUGGACAACGGCCGCGUAGUCCGGGAAGUGACAGAGUACCGGUACCAGUGGUCCUGCUGCAAGGAAAGAGAGGGCAGGACCACUGGCUGCAAGUCCGCAAUUCACAACUUUCAGUACAUCAUCCACAAGUCCUGA
Molecule: messenger RNA, 456 nt
Organism: Neoarthrinium moseri
Lineage: Eukaryota; Fungi; Ascomycota; Sordariomycetes; Amphisphaeriales; Apiosporaceae
Exons: 3
Coding region: 1-456 (151 amino acids)
Source: RefSeq, a predicted model, not a curated record